Messenger RNA from Clupea harengus (Atlantic herring), 403 nucleotides. RefSeq names its product protein mono-ADP-ribosyltransferase PARP4-like. Gene Ontology annotation, cellular component: cytoplasm. Lineage: Eukaryota; Metazoa; Chordata; Actinopteri; Clupeiformes; Clupeidae. The record is from RefSeq and is a predicted model, not a curated record. Gene Ontology annotation, molecular function: NAD+ poly-ADP-ribosyltransferase activity. The coding region runs from base 1 to 375 and encodes 124 amino acids. The transcript is spliced from 2 exons.
AUGGCUUUUUUCACGAACUGCGUCGUGGUUUUAGAACUGAAGAAUUUGCCUUUCAAGGAGAAGCAGAAAGUCCGUUUGGCCGUUACAGACAACGGGGGCAGCCUGUCCUAUGUGGUCAACAAGCAGUGUAGUUUCAUAGUGGUGAGCAGCCUGGGGAAUCUGAGCAGCAACCGGCAGCAGAGUGCUCAGAAGCACCAGGUCCCUGUGGUGGGCCUGGGGUACGUGCAUGCCUGCCUGGAGAAGAAGGCCCUCCUACCUGCCGUAGAGCAUGUCCUGGUCUCAGUGACCCCCACACCCUACCCAGCACCCUCCAUCCAACCAGGUAUGCCACAGUCAGGCUUAAACUCUCUUUGCAGUGCGUGCUGUAUGCCAUAGCCAGGCAUCGCACUUCGCUCUUAAACGC